GGCAGAGGCUGAACGUGUAUCAAAUGACUGGGGUCGUCUUCGGAGACACUCCAUCCCCUUGCCUAGCAAUCUCAACUCUGUUGAGAACUGCUGAGGACGCUGCCUGUAGUAGCGAUGCCAAGCAGGCAAUCAAGCAACAGUUCUACGUCGAUGACUACCUGAACAGUCACGAGGACCCAGAAGAGGCAUUGAGGCUGGCACAUGAAGUGAAAGACACACUCGCAGAAGGAAACUUUAACCUCAGGGGUUGGCGAACCAAUCACCCAGUGGUUGCUCAAGGAUUCGGGAUUUCUGUUCAAGAACGCAAUGAGCCACUUCUGCAUGAAGAAGCUUGCGUUCGGGUACUUGGGCUGGUUUGGGAUUCAAGGUUGGAUCACCUUACAUUCAGAGUACAAGAAGGCCCAUUAACCCUCACUCGACGGGGCCUGUUGAGUCGAUUAGCUGGGCUCUAUGACCCAUUGGGCCUGAUUGCUCCUGUUACUGUGGCAGGAAAGAUUCACAUGAAGGGUAUUGUACUCAGAGGUCAUGACUGGGACGAAAAGGUGGAUGAUGAAGAGGCCUGGUGGUGGGAAAAGUGGAAUUAAAGCUUACAAGAUUUGAACAGAACCUCUUUUCCGAGCUGUCUCUUCCCAUUGUCAGGAGGAGAUGUACAAAAGGAGUGCCACAUUUUCUGUGAUGCAUCAGAAGAUGCCUUUUGCGCGGUAGCUUAUAUCCGGUCCUACCAACCACUUGGUCCCGUUCACAUGCGCAUGGUUUGUGCCAAAACCCGAGUUUCGUCUAAAAAACCCAUGACUAUACCCAAAUUGGAGCUUCAGGCGGCUGUACUGGCUGCAAGAUUAGCUGAUCACUUAAAGCAGACUUUAAGGGAGAAAAUUUCAAAGUGUACAUUCCCGACUGACCGGUGUUGGAUUGCCAGUGUUGCCCAGACGUUCAAACCCUUUGUUGCCUGCAGGAUUGGAGAGAUGCAAAGUCUCAUUCUAGCCAGAGAAUGGAGGCACAUCCCUGGCAAGGAAAACCCGGCCGACCUCGGAACCCGGGCUGCAAUCCCCCUGAGUCAAGAGUCCCUCCAACGUGGGAUUUUAGGACCAAUCUUCCUGAACACAAUCUGUGGAAGUUGGCCCCCGGACAUCGAGAUCCGUGAGACAGAAGAGGAACAAAGGCAGAAAUAUCGUAAAGCGGCCGCCCUCAACUUUGUGGGAGACGCCACCAAUGAUCUUCAGGAGCUUUUGGGCGAGCCAGCUAUAGAUGGUCAAACCGAAAAGCACACCCUCUCAGGACUCAUUGCUCAGGCUCAGAGAGAAUCCUUCCCUGAGGACUUCAGUGGGCAAGGUGAUUUCACCCCAAAACAUUCAUCAAGGAUGAAGAGUUUAUUGCCUUUCAUUGAUCAAGAGGGCAAUAUCCGUGCUCAAGGGCGUUUGAGCAGUGCGCAAGUGGGCUACGACCAAAGGCACCCAAUAAUCCUUUGCCCUCGUCAUCCCCUAACUAAGUUGAUCCUCAGAGAGGAGCACACCAAAGACCACCACCCAGGAGUGAACCAAGGUCUGGCUAUGGUUCGUCAAAAAUUCUGAGUUUUAAGGGGCAGAGAGGCCGUCAGGAAGGUGCGGUCGGAGUGCCGUGUGUGCCAGAAGUUAGAAGCCCGUCCAGCCCGUCAAGAAAUGGCGGAUCUUCCCACCGAGUGAUUUGCCAUGGCCAAACCUCCGUUUUGGAACACAUCAGUCGACCUCUUUGGGCCAUUGGAAGUGUUGGUCUUGAGGAAUAAAAUCGAGAAGAGGUGGGGCGUGUUGUUUGCCUGUAUGACCACUAGGGCAGUCCACCUAGAGGUAGCUCCGUCCCUCAGUACCCAGGAUUUUCUGAACACCCUUCGCAAUUUUGUCAACCUACGAGGGAAACCGGACCUCCUUUAUUGUGACAACGGUACUAAUUUUGUCGGUGCUCACGCCCUGCUAGGCGAACUUGAGCGUGAAGUGGCGGGCUCAGCCAAGACCCGUUAGCUCAUCACAUCAAAUGGAAAUUCCAGGUUCCAGCAGCCCCACAUUGGGGAGGGGUGCAUGAAUCCGUGGUAAAAUCUGCGAAGAAGGCUAUUAUUUGAGUUCUGGAAGGGGAUCAAGAAGCUAGACGCCAUCUCCGAGACCAUGAACUAUGGACGGUGUUCUGUGGAGUGACCGGCCUGCUGAAUGUGCGUCCCCUGACUUACGAAGGUGCAGAUGUGGGAGAUGCACAAGCGUUGACCCCUAAUCAUUUUUUUAUUGAUGCGGGCCAACGCGACUGUUCCACCAGGCAAAUACCAAUCUAUGGAUCCCAGAAAGCACUUUAACUACGUCCAGGGAGUGGUGGAUAGGAUUUGGACUAGAUGGACAACUGAAUACCUACCCACUCUCCUGACGCGAAACAAAUGGUGAACAAGGAUGGAAAAUAUUACGAUUGAAAUGGAAGUGCUCGUAGUGGGAACCAAUCAACCACGAUCUGUGUGGAAGGCUGGAACCGUGAUCCUCGUCCAUCCUGGUAAGGAUGGGUUAGUCCGAGCAGUGACGGUCCGCACACCAGAAGGAACUAUCCAAAGACCAAUUGGGAAGGUCUGCCCUCUCAUCCCCUUGAAAAGACUGCCCAAGACGGGAGACCCGACAUCCCGCGCCGGAAUGGGGGGAGGAAUGGACAAAAGGUUGUUAGCCACCAUGGAUGAUUCCGCGCUAUGUGGGCUCCCUGACGAAAAACCGGAAGAACAGGAGAGAGCAAGAGAGUGUAACAACAUCUCCCAGUAAUCAAAGAAUUGGGCGAGGCUGCUUAUGAUUUUGUAUUUGAAGGAAGCGAACUUCUGGCCAACGUCACCGCAGGAUUAGAUCCAGCAACAUCGCCACAUCUAUUUCGAGAAUGUUGUUGGAUGGCUGAGAAAAGAGGAUCCGUCGGAGAAACAGUGUAUCAUAUAUGUUUUCUGAUGCAAACUCCAACACACCUUGCCUUGGGAAGAAGGCUUUUGAAAUGGUAUCCAAAACUCAUUAUUGAUGUCUAUCUAUCUGAAGAGUAUUAUGGAGAAAAUGUUCUGCACAUGUCUGUCGUAGCAGAAGAUCCUACUACUGUGAAAUAUUUACUAGAUCAAGGUGUUGAUAUUCACGAACGUUGCUAUGGGAACUUUAUGUGCCCUGAGGAUCAAAAAGCAUCGAGAUCGGAUUCGUUGGAUCAUGAGAUUGUUGAUGUUUGCACAAAAUCGAAUUAUCAAGGAUACGUUGCUUGGGGAGAAUAUUCGCUCAGUUUUGCUGCAAAAUUGGGCCAAGAGGAAUGCUAUAGAUUGAUUCUAUCUCGAGGAGGCAACCACGACUUGCAAGACACAAAUGGAAAUACUGUAACUCACAUAAUGGUGGUCUAUGACAAUAUGAAAAUGUUUGAUCUUGCCGUGGAAUGUGGAGCUUCAAUAAACAUAAAAAAUGUUCAAAACAUGACCCCAUUGACAGUUGGGGCUUACCUAGCCCGACAAGAUAUGUUCUUUCAUAUUGCUAACAUCGAAAGAGAAGUUUAUUGGCAAAUUGGAAAUGUUUGUUGUUCUGCUUAUCCUAUUGAGCAAUUGGAUACAAUCAACUCUGAGACAGGAAAUCUGAACAUGAGAUCUGCUUUAAAUUUGAUUGUUUUCGGGGACCUAACUGAACAUUUGGACUUGAUUGAAGGAGUCGUUGUUGACCUUCUCCUAACGAAAUGGAAAUCCUUUAUUAAGGCCAGCUUCUUCCGCCAACUUUAUGCGUUUGCAUUGUAUUUUCUCCUCUCCACAUCUUGCUUUAUCUUCCGACCCUCCCAACCGGAAGUAGUUCCAUCAAUGGGAGCCAACAUGACGAGCCCUUACAUUGGCAAUGUAAACGAGAGUGGCAUUUUACUGUUGGAUAUGCUGGGGUAUGAACAACCCUUGUCGACAAACCACAGGAGGGUGUGUGGUCACAAUGCUUCUACGAAUUACUUUGAUAUGGUUACUAAUGCAAGUGGGACAUUGGACACGCGUCAUCCUACUCAUCCCACCACACUCGAUCUUCAAGACAGCAAUGAGGGUCGGACGAUCUCGUCAACGAUCGCGGACCAAGUAAAAGCAGCAAUGCCUUCAAAAACCACCACCAUCAUACUACCACCACCAUCAACAGCAACAACAAUAGUAGCAACAACAACAGCAACACAACUACCAAUCGCCACGGAUUUGGGGAAAGAAGUUUCUGGCGAGCUGGCGACAGCCACAAACAAGGCAAGAAAGAGGAGAGCUGUAAGCAUUAGUAUGAGUCCCACUGCGGAAGUCACGGCAUCGGCUUUGAGCGCCACUGGAGUACCGGAACUAUCGAAAGAAGAGGGAAAUCAAAACGACUUCUCUGGAGCACUCUCAUUGUUCUUGGAUUGCAUUGAACCCAACAAUGGGACGGCAAGCUGGAAUGGGACAAGUCAUUUGGAGGACAAAGGUUCGAUUUUGGCACACAACCUGACUGGAACUGAAGAUGAAUUGACGCCGGACAUGUGCUAUCUCCAUAGUUAUUCUACUCAUGAAACAUUUCUACGGGGCAUAGGCGAAUUGGUUCUCGUGAUUUGGUCGAUUGGAUAUUUUUUGAAUGCAAUGAGAGAAGUUUCGUUCCUUGGUCCGCGACUUUUUUUGAAGACUUUGGCUCUAUGUCCGUCCAGAUGUCUCUUCCUAUGUGCUUGUCUUUUGUGUCCUUUGGCCAUUCCAUUUCGUCUAGCUUGCCAACCAGAAAUCGAAGAUCGGCUCGCUUUAGUAGUGAUGCUCUUUACAGGACCUUACUUUCUAUUCUUUUGCCGAGGAUUCAAAACAACUGGACCCUUUGUUAUCAUGAUUUAUAGAAUGAUGGCUGCCGACUUGCUAAGAUUUGUCACCAUUUACUUCAUCUUUGUAAUGGGGUUUUCGCAAGCAUAUUACAUUAUGUUUCAAUCCUAUACGAAUACUACCAACCCUGAUCCGAUGCCGACGCCAAUGGAAAGCAUUAUUUCCAUUUUCAUCAUGUCUUUGGGCUCCUUUGGAAGUGUUUGGGAGGGACUUGGAAGUACCAAUCACAGCUUCUUAGGCAAGAUCCAUAGCUUUUUGUUUCUGGCAAUAGUGGUGGUUCUUCUUGUAAACCUACUUAUUGCUAUGAUGGGCGACACGUACACGAAAAUUGCUGAGAUAAAAAACGAGUGGAUGCGACAGUGGGCGAGAACUGUUUUGAUAGUGGAACGGGGAAUUCCUCCCAAAAGCCGUCUUCAUCACCAGAACUUAUAUUCAGAACGGAUGGCUACUGGAGAAAAAGCCUUGGUCAUGAAACAAACGAUGUCGGAGGAGAAGUUGGCAGAAAUUCAAGACAUUACCGAGAUGAAGGUUACCCAUCGGAGAAACAUAAAGCGCAGAUUGGAAAAGUUUGGUUACACGUCAAAUUCCACGAUUGGCUUGGAUUUGGCGGGCACAGCAGCUAAUGUCAUUGCUCCUGAUGCUGAUGGAGAUGAUAAUAAUCCUUUGUAUUGAAGCUAACCUACUUGCAUAUUGAAAAAUGUCUCUUUACAAUGUAAGCGAGGGAUUUGAGGCGAAGACAGAGGGGAACGAGCGUUGAUACCUUCAAUCAACCCAAUAUUGGCAAUGUUGCAUAACUACGAGCUCCUCCCUUAUGUUUUACCCAUAUACCAUCAUGUAUAGGUGCUCCGUAUAGUGAAAGCAAAUUGUGAGUAGAAUAACCAACCCAUUGCAUGAAUCUGUCAAGACGGCGUAGGUAGGAAGAUCCAAAUACUCUUGUCUGCCCUGCAUGAUACCAUUAACGUGAGCACUCUCACGAACUAGUAUUCAAUUGUACCAUGUGUGUAAAUUUAUCACUGACUUAUUUUUCAAUUUGUGGAACACUUGACACACUCUGUUCGUUGCUUCAUCUCAUCAAAACGGUUGAAACGAUUUUAUUCGAUGCAUCGUAUUGCAACGCAAACCCUUAAGGUCAUUUCCCGCGUCACAACAGUUUUCGUCGACUCUUUGACUUCAGUUUUUGAUCCACGCUCGAGGCACUUUUCUUUUUCCUCCAAACAAUUAGCUCGGUCCAAUUUUGAGGAUAUCACAAGCAACCGAAGCCAGACUCGUAUAGUAUAACUGUACACAGUAGGUCAAUGCUCAUCGCUAAGAAAUAAGUAAAUAAAUCAUCCUGUCAGUCAUAAAUCACCCGAACAGAUCUCAUUCUCUUUGUCAUUCGUGUGUCUCUUUUUCACCCUGAAGUGUUACAUUAUUCAUCGUUCCCCUGUCAACUUUAUGUCGUGCAAUCCCAGCUUAGCUUUGAAAAGGUUGGUCCAACCUAGCCAUGAACCGUCGUGGAUCGUACCUAGUAGCUUCUAUGUACGUACUAUGUAGAAUGAUUCGAGUAACAAAGCCUUUGCCUUCCGUUCGACCGUUCGACCGUCCGACCGUCCGACCGUCCGACCGUCCGUGUCCGAACAGAAGGACGACGGACGAAGAGUACGACAAGCAGGAUGACGGCGACGGAGACAUGGAUGUUCCGAACACAACUGUUUUGCGGGGCCAUGGCGGGGCCAAGCUUGAUGAGCGCACCAGCCUCCUCAUUGGCCACAUUUACGCCUUGCUAUACUCCUGUAUAUCCUAGAUAUAGGGUCCACGAAUACUCAUGCAUGAUGCACCAACCAUCAGCAUUAUCCUCAAAAGCGAAGCGAUGAAAUACACCGAAAAAGAAGAUGAUUUCCACUCAUGGGUUUCUCCCUAACAUCCAUUCUACCAACCAGUAGUUGAGUCUAGAUCUGGUAUCUCUCCCUGACUGCUUCAAAGAGAUGUCAGGUUUGAAAGGGGAUUAUUUUCCCUGU
Messenger RNA from Tigriopus californicus, 6798 nucleotides. RefSeq names its product transient receptor potential cation channel subfamily V member 5-like (gene nan). Bases 2879 to 5473 code for a protein of 864 amino acids. The transcript has 14 exons. Gene Ontology annotation, cellular component: membrane. Gene Ontology annotation, biological process: calcium ion import across plasma membrane. The record is from RefSeq and is a predicted model, not a curated record. Gene Ontology annotation, molecular function: calcium channel activity; protein binding. Lineage: Eukaryota; Metazoa; Arthropoda; Copepoda; Harpacticoida; Harpacticidae.